Messenger RNA from Penicillium digitatum Pd1, 222 nucleotides. NCBI's taxonomy places the organism in Eukaryota, Fungi, Ascomycota, Eurotiomycetes, Eurotiales, Aspergillaceae. The record is from RefSeq and is a predicted model, not a curated record.
AUGGAUAAUCAGGGAGCUUAUCCGGACUUUCCUUUGGAACAGGAUGAGUUCUACCCGUGCAAGGGCUGUGGAGAGACUCUUGAGGAAGGGAAAGCAUUUGAGCUUGGUAUGUCGGAUAUUUGCGUUUUCUUUAACCGUUUUCUCAUGUCGCUAACCUGUGACAGCUGGAAACCGAUGGCACAUCGACUGUUUCCGAUGCAGCACAUGCAGCACUCUGCUUGA